This is a messenger RNA of Aspergillus bombycis, 3276 nucleotides long. RefSeq names its product ion transporter. Bases 1 to 3276 code for a protein of 1091 amino acids. The record is from RefSeq and is a predicted model, not a curated record. The transcript has 3 exons. Lineage: Eukaryota; Fungi; Ascomycota; Eurotiomycetes; Eurotiales; Aspergillaceae.
AUGCUUGCUUCUCUUCUUCGCCCAAAGAAACGUCGAGUGUACGCAGAACGCUCUCCAUUUUCGUCACCCUACACGACUCGGGAUUUGCCAUGGCCGUUCCUUCAGCGUGGCUCCGAAGCGCAGUAUGAGGAGAUACCGGGGAAUGAUGAUGAUGAUGCUGAUGAGGGUGUCGACGAUGGCGAAGAGGAUGAAAGCGGGGACGAAGACGAUGGUCCUUUCGAGUCUAGUCCCCUUUUGCCUAUCUUCUCAGCCUCUCACUUAGAUACGCUCCCCGUUUACGAUAUCACCCAUGCGAUUCGCGCACUUAUUGCAGCUCGCUGUGAGACCACGUUGUCCUGGGAUCAGUUGCGGUCGCCGCAGAUCUCUCAGUUUUUGGUAAAACCAAUCCAGCAACAGAUUAGAGCAUUUCACUUUUCUCGGGCCACACUAUAUGCGCUGUUGACCAACUGUUUGCAAUUCAACAAAGAAGUCCACCUUAACCCCGGCAAUAGUGGCACAAGCCAGACCAGGGCCAUGGUGAGUGAGCUUCUUGCCAUAAAGUUGUUGAGAGAGUAUACCACGAGAGAGUUGAUCGAUGCUCUCUCCUAUGAGUUUUUUCCUCUCCAGGGCCAGUCGUUGCCCGGGAACUCCCAACAACCCCCGGGCUGGACCCCUGCUGCGGGGAACAAGCGGCCUGGGGUAGCCCGCAUAUCUUGCCUCGAGAUAGCGAUCCGUGCCCAGGCGAAGCGGUUCCUGUCUCACCCGCUUGUCGUACAACAGCUGGAGGCGAUCUGGGCGGGCACCAUCGUUUUCCAUUCGGCUGCAGACUAUCUUCACCGCUCACCGACACGAGUCGGUCAUAGUGCAGGGCCAACGUAUGGUACUACCGUUACUACUACUACCCCUUACCCGUUUGCCGGCCAGUUAAGCCCCAGAUCGGCUGAGCUGCGUCGCUCAGUCACUCUCUAUGACCCGAGAGAUGCCUCCCUAUUUAAACUCUCUAGGCUGAGGGUUCCUCGCUACAGACAGUUUCUCUCGACGCUGUCGUUUGCUGUAUUACUGGCAUUGUUCCUCGCAGUUCUAGACCAGCGACGUGUGCAUAUUACUGCCCUAGAGGUUGUCUUUUGGUUUUGGAGCGCAGGCUUCAUGCUUGAUGAGAUUGUUGGUUUUAACGAACAGGGCUUCAGCCUGUAUCUCAUGAGCUUUUGGAACCUGUUCGACCUCGGUAUAUUGUUUCUUCUUUUCUGCUACUAUUGCCUGCGGCUGUAUGGUGCUUUCAUGCCAUUCACCCGUAAGCAAGCAGUCGCUGAUCAGGCAUAUGAUAUCCUGGCUGCAAACGCUGUCCUCCUCUUCCCUCGACUUUUCUCGAUCCUGGACCACUACCGAUACUUCUCACAGUUGCUUAUUGCGUUCAGGAUCAUGGCUUCCGACCUGGUAGCCGUAUUUUUCUUGAUUAUAAUUGCAUGCAGUGGCUUCUUUGUCGCUUUUACAUUGUCCUUCGGCAGUGGCGAAGAUCGUUCGCCUGGAUCCAUAGCGUAUGCCUUAUUUCAGAUGCUGAUGGGGUUCACGCCGACUGCAUGGGCACUCUGGAAUGAUUACAAUACGCUGGGAAAGACAAUAUUGACUGUGUUCUUGUUCAUCUGUCACUUUGUUGUGGUGACCAUUCUAAUCACUGUUCUCACUAACUCCUUCAUGGGUAUUGUGCAGAAUGCCAACCAAGAACAUCAGUUUUUGUUUGCUGUCAACACUAUCUCCAUGGUUAAGUCGGAUGCACUAUUCUCUUAUGUGGCGCCGACUAACAUUGUCGCUUGGUUAAUAACACCUUUCCGUUAUGUGAUGCCCUUCAGACAGUUUGUACGCGUUAACCGUACAAUUAUCAAGAUCACUCACCUGCCCAUUCUAUUUACCAUCUGCUUCUACGAGAAAACGAUCCUCAGCUCCAAAGUGAUCGAGCCUACAGACCUGGUUGAUUCUCAAACUCGUGCUGCCCCUCGACUUGUUCGGGAACCCUCUGUGGCAACGUAUCAGAAGGAUCGUGCGUUAGAAGAGGUCUUUCGACGCCCGUUUCACGGAGAGGCCAUGGAGCCUGUAAGGGAGAUGGAUCAAAGAAAGACCAACAAAAUCGUCAAAAAUUGGAUGCAAACCAUUGGUCCUGGUCCGGGCAACCCUCCCGAUGAGCAGGACUCAGACGAAGUCAGCCAGCUCGAAAAAAGACCCCAAAGGCUACGGCACCCUUCCCGCAGAAGACUCACCCGAAGUUUACGAGAUUUCACCGUGUCAAGCCGCUCCGUUGUGUCAAAUCCCGAAGAUCACGUCGCUUAUAUUGCAUCCUCACCAGCCACUCCCCGUGCCGGAAGGGGUUUUAUGGCGUCGACGCGAAGACGGCAGCUUUCGCGACACACAGGCAUGGAGGGGGAUGAUGAGCUCACUAGCGACGGCCAUGAAGAUCAGUCGAAUGGAAAAAGCUCUGGCGAUGAAGGUACCCCCCAAAACGAAAGCCCCGGUAAAGCAACGCCAAAGUUUUAUAGCUCUCGGCCAUCAACAGCGAAAGUCAAGUCGCGGAGAAACAGCCCCGUCCGGCGUGGUAAGCAUCAUUCACGGAGUUACUCAGGCGCCACCAUGCUAUACAGGCCCUUAUCCACAACGAGCAAUGGUGAAGAAACCGAAGCACCAUCGACCCCUGUCAGACCCAGAGCAGAGACACCGAAUCACGCAGAUUGGAUGGCUAGGUCUACUUCUGCUGACCGAUGGGCAAUGAGAAGGCACAGUACUGAUGGUCGGAGUCGGAACGUUACUAUGCCAAUCUCGAAUCCCAUGUCUGUACCGGAAUUCGGUCACUUUUUGGUUCCUGGUCCGCGAUAUAGGGAGCGCGGGCCAGAUUCCAUUCUCCAUGGCUUAGGCUCUGACAUAGGAGACAACAAGGCGAUCGCGAAUGGCUUUGUCGGAGGCGCUCCUUCAAGUCUGACUACCCAGAUGGCAUAUGUGACGGGUGGUAUGCGCCGGCCAGAUAGCUCUCACAGUAGCCAGGAUAUGCUCAGCAAGCUCGUGCUCGCUCGCAUGAACAAUAUUGAGGAAGGGUUCCGCGAAGUGAUCAGAGAGAUGAAAGAUCUCCGGCGUGAAGGCACGAGUCGAAGUCAGAGUGGACCUGACGAGUCCAAAGGAAAUCAGCGCGAGAAGAAGCGCACAGAGAAGAAGGGGAAAAAGGCUCAUCCUAGGUCUCGAAGAAGCAAGACCGGUAGUGGAGAGCAGUCGUCAGAUGCGACAUCUGAGAGCUCGCAACGGAGGAUUAUAAGAUAA